CUCGCAAAUAGCUUUAGAGGUUCUUUUUUUCCUGAUUUGCUCUUUUAUCUUAUUUGCAAUGGAAGGGAAGGGUUUAUUGAAAAAUUACUUGAUAUGGGUGAUAUUAUUGUUGGCGCAUCUACAAGGAUGCAAAACCUGCAUUGAAAAAGAAAGGAAAGCUUUGUUGGAGCUCAAGAAAUACAUGAUCUCGAAGAGUUCUGAAUCGUCCUACGAAGAAGAUACUGAAGAACGGAACCUGAAUUUUGUUCUCCCUACUUGGAGUAAUGACACAAAGAGCGAUUGCUGCGGGUGGAAGGGUGUUGAGUGCAAUCAUACAAGCGGGCGGGUUAUCCAGCUUUACGUUGGUCGGAAUUUCUUAAGAGAUUCCUUAAAUCUUUCUUUGCUGCAUCCCUUUGAAGAGAUUCGAAGUCUGAACUUAUCUCAAUCCGCAAUAACUGGCGUCUUUGAUGAUGUUGAAGGUUAUAAAAGCUUAAAAAAAUUGGAAAACCUGGAGAUUCUGGAUCUCUCUUCCAAUGGAAUCCAACGCAGCACCUUGCCUUUUCUGAGUGUCGUUACAUCACUUACAACUCUUAAUCUUCGCAGUAACUUCAUAGCGGGCCCUUUUCCUGUUAAAGAACUACAAAACUUGACAAAUUUAAAGGUGCUGGAUCUGAGUCGAAAUUGUUUUAACGGUUCCAUUCCAGAUCUAAGGAAUUUGACUAAGUUGGAAGUCUUGGGUCUUGCUAAUAACUUUGUUGAUGGACCUAGACAAAUAGAAGUAGUUUGUGGAAUGAAAAAUCUGCGGCUGCUCGAUCUCAGAGGAAAUAAUCUUGUAGGCAAGCUUCCUCUUUGUUUGGGUAGCUUGAACAAGCUAAGGGUUCUUGACCUCUCAUCCAAUCAGUUAACUGGAAGUAUACCAUCUACUUUCAGUGGCCUUGAGUCCCUAGAGUAUCUAUCAUUUUUAGAUAACAACUUUACAGGCGUAUUAUCGCUCAAACCACUCACCAAUCUCACAAAGCUCAAGGUCCUCAAACUUUCAUCAAGAUCUGAUAUGUUACAACUUGAUACAAACAGAAAGUGGCAGCCAAAAUUUCAACUGAGUGUUGCCCUGCUACGAUCUUGUAGCUUGGAGAAAAUUCCUUCAUUCCUUGUGUACCAGAAGAACUUGCGUCUAGUUGAUCUAUCCAGCAACAAGUUAUCUGGACACAUUCCUACCUGGCUACUGGCGAAUAAUUCAGAGCUUGAAGUAUUACAGUUGAAAAAUAAUCUUUUCACAAUUUUUCAAAUGCCUACAAUAGUUCAUACUUUGCAGGUUUUGGAUUUUUCAGCAAAUCAAAUUGGUGGGAUGUUCCCUAAUAAUAUUGGCCAUGCGCUUCCGGAGAUGGUGGAAAUGAAUGGCUCUUAUAAUGGGUUCGAAGGGGCAUUUCCGCCGUCUAUGGGUGAGAUGAAGAACAUUUCAUUCUUGGACCUGUCUUACAAUAACUUCUCUGGUAAGCUUCCAAGAAGCAUUCUUACGAGUUGUUUUUCACUAAAAUAUCUGAUGCUCUCUCACAACAAGUUUAGCGGCCAAUUUCUUCCAAGAGGAACCAACUUCACUUCCUUGCGCGUGUUGAGAAUUGAGAACAACUUAUAUAAAGGGGAGAUUGGAGUUGGUUUGCUUAGGUCCACCAGAUUGGAAUUCCUUGACAUGUCAAACAAUUUUCUCAAAGGUGCUAUUCCAAGUUGGAUAUCUAAGUUAUCUAAUUUGGAAUUAUUAUUUCUAUCAAACAAUUUCUUAGAAGGUACCAUACCACCUUCUUUGGUGGACUUGCAAUAUCUUUAUCUUCUGGACCUCUCUGGAAACGUAUUAUCUGGAGCCUUACCAUCACAUAUGGACAUGUCAUAUUUAUUCCUCAACAACAACAACUUCACAGGACCAGUUCCUUCAUUGUUGGAAGGUAUCCAAAUACUUGAUCUUGGUAACAAUAAACUCUCUGGGAGUAUCCCGCAGUUUGUCAAUUCCCUAGAAAUACGCAUUCUUUUGUUGAGGGGGAAUAAUCUGUCAAGAAAUAUUCCAAGGGGGCUGUGUGAUUUGAGCGCUAUUCAAGUUUUGGAUAUUUCAGAUAAUAAGCUUAAUGGCUCCAUACCUUCAUGCUUCUUUAACUUAUCAUUUGGAGUGCGAGAAGAUAUGUCCCGUGACUUUCGUUACGGGAUAGAUUUUUCUCUGGAGCGUAUCAAGUUGGAAUUUUACAGAUUCACAUUUGUGGUAGAGGAGCUUGCGUUACAAGACUAUAUCACUAAGGAUAUUGGAAUCGGUUUUGAAGUGAAGAAAAGGUAUGAAUCUUAUCCCACUGGAGGAAGUAAUUUCAGAAAAGGAAUGAUUGAUUAUAUUUAUGGGAUGGAUCUGUCUAACAAUGAAUUAAGUGGUGUCAUCCCAGCAGAGAUAGGAGAUCUCCCGAAAGUAAAAGUCAUGAAUCUAUCUCACAAUUUCUUGUCGAGUUCUAUACCAUCUAGCUUCUCCAAUCUGAAGGCCAUUGAGAGCCUUGAUCUUUCUUACAACAUGUUGCACGGAAGCAUUCCUUACCAGCUAACAAGCCUUACGUUUCUUGGAGUGUUCGACGUGUCUCACAACAAUCUAUCAGGAAUCAUUCCCCAAGGAAGGCAAUUUAACACAUUCAACGAGAGCAGCUUCUUAGGCAAUCCUCUUCUUUGUGGACCACCGAGCCAUAUAAGUUGUGAGGCUAAGAAGAUCUCAGAGGAAGCAAAUAAUGGAGGCGAAGAAGAAGACGAUGAAGAUUUUAUUGAUAUGAAGGUCUUCUACUACAGCACCGGUUCAACUUAUGUGGCCGCAUUGAUGGGCAUUGUUGUACUUAUGUGCUUUGAUUGUACUUGGCAUCAAGCAUGGCUCUGCAUUGUCGAUGCUUUCAUCGCCUUUGCAAAAAGAAUGUUUUCGUAAAUCUUUCAUCUUAGCUUUGGAUAUUUAUAAUUAUAUCCACAGAAAGCUUAGAUCAUCUAUGUUUCUUUAUGCAGUAUUUGUUCUUUUGAUUCCUACCCAAAAGCUUGAAUAAAAAUAUAUAUAUGUACUACACAUAAGGCAUAUGAUUGUACUUAUUUCAUUAUGUACACUUACAUAUGAGUCUUAAGCUACACAUAUA
Brassica oleracea var. oleracea is the source of this 3113-nucleotide messenger RNA. Its product is annotated as LRR receptor-like serine/threonine-protein kinase GSO1. NCBI's taxonomy places the organism in Eukaryota, Viridiplantae, Streptophyta, Magnoliopsida, Brassicales, Brassicaceae. Bases 59 to 2914 code for a protein of 951 amino acids. The record is from RefSeq and is a predicted model, not a curated record. The transcript has 5 exons. Gene Ontology annotation, molecular function: protein binding.